UCUGUCUGUGUCUCAGUGUCUCAGUGCCAGACUGCAGCAGUGUCUCUCUUCUGUUCUCUCCCGCAGCUGAAGUUCGCUCUGUCACGCCGCCGUUUGUCUCGUAUUCGGAAAUAAAUUCCUGUCCAUGGUUGUGACUGGAACCACAAAAAUGUCCCGAGCCGACGAGGUGCACCGCAUAACGGAGAAUGUCUACAAGUCCAUCAUGGAGCAGUUUAACCCAUGCCUGAGGAACUUCGUAGCCAUGGCCAAGACGUACGAGAAGGCUCUCUCUAGUGUGACAUUUGCAGCAAAAGGCUACUUCGACGCCCUGGUCCGGAUGGGUGAACUGGCCAGCGAAAGUCACGGCUCUAAGGACCUUGGGGAUGUACUUUUUCAAAUGGCUGAAGUCCAUAGACAGAUCCAGAUGCAGUUGGAAGACAUGCUGAAAUCUUUCCACAAUGAGCUCCUGACAGAACUGGAGAAGAAGGUCGAGCUGGAUGCACGCUACCUAAAUGCUGCUUUGAAAAAAUACCAGAUGGAGCACCGGCGCAAAGGAGAAAGUCUGGAGAAGUGCCAGGCAGAGCUGAAGAAACUGCGGCGGAAAAGCCAGCAGGGCAGCAAGACCGCACCCAAGUAUAGAGAUAAUGAGAUGCAGUACGUGGAGGCCAUCAGUAGCAGGCAGAGUGAGCUGGACAGCCACAUCGCCGAAGGCUACAAAAAUGCCCUGACCGAGGAGAGGAGGAGGUACUGCUUCCUGGUGGACCGCCAGUGCGCCUUGGCCAAGAGCGCCAACACCUACCACACCAAGGGUAAAGACCUGCUGAUGCAGAAGAUCCCGAUAUGGCAGCAGGCAUGUUCUGACCCUCAUAAACUCCCAGACCGAGCUGUUCUCCUUGCACAGCAGAUGAGCUUGGGGGAGACACUGGGUACCGGACAACAGCAUGUCUCUAAAUCUAACCUGGUGAUCUCAGAUCCCAUACCAGGAGCCAAACCUUUACCUGUUUCACCUGAACUGGCUGCUCUCAUGGGCAACCAACGGAGGAUGAUGGGAAUGGAUAGUGUUCCAAUGUUGAAUGGAACGUCUGGGGCACGGGGAGGAGAGGACUACCAGCACUGGGUUGAUAGCCAAGCUGCACAGGCCAAAUCAGCCUCAACGCAGGUCUACUCUAACACACUGCCUGUGCGUAAAGUGGCACCCACCAAGAGCAAGAGCACUCUGGCAGAGACACAGACGCUGCCUAGGUCGAGCUCAGUGGCGGCUGGCCUGGAGAGGAAUGGGCGGACCCGUGUCCAAGCAAUCUUUUCACACUCAGCCGGAGACAACACUACACUGCUCAGCUUCACUGAAGGCGACAUUAUCACACUGCUGGUGCCCGAGGCCCGGGACGGGUGGCACUAUGGAGAGAGUGAAAAGACAAGGAUGCGAGGAUGGUUCCCCUUCUCUUACACCAGAGUGAUCCCUGAGACAGACGGCAGCCGACUCAGUGUCAGUUUUCAGCAUGGUAGGAGCUCCAGCACAGGAAAUCUUCUAGAUAGAGAAUCAGUGGUCCUGCCGACUCCCGAUUAUGGCUCCACCUCUCAGCUAAUGGCACAGAGCGCCUCACUGAGCAGACAUCAGAGAACAUACAGCAUGGCAACACCAGGAUUCUCACAGCAAGGGCAUGACGGUUACGAGCCCCGAUUUCCAACAAGUUCGGAGGUCAAAUUGAUAUCGACAGUGUGAAAGGACAGACACACAGACACCAUCCGUCCUUCUCCCCUCACUCCCUCACUCGGUUGUUUCCCUCACUCGUCCAUCCACCUUUUCACCUACCAAAGAAGAGGAGAAACACUCACCUUCCCUUACCCUCCUAUCACACCACUCAUUAGCUCCUAUAAAUCUCCACAGAACAGAAAUGCAGAACACUCUGGCUUUUUCAUUCUCACAACUCUUCAGUGUUGAGGACAUCUGGUCUAUUUUUAAUGAGCUCCCUGAAAUGGACUCGGUUACAUACAGUGUUUAUGUAACUCUUGCUUUUCUGUCAUGCACAUUUGAAAGUGCACAUUUCUUUGGGUUACAGAAAUGGGUCUAAAAAUCGAUAAAUGGAUUGCAGAUUAUGCUGCAGUAAUGUGUGUCUGCUUGACCCUUCACAUUUUUACAUUUUAAGAAAAUGAAGAGUUCGUUCACUUUUUUUGUCAGCUUUUCUAGUUACAAAAUAGUUUUAAAAAAUUGAUAUAAUCCUCACAGUCAUUCAGUGUCUGUUCUUUUUAUUGCACUUAGCAUUUAGGAUGUUCUGUGGAUGACAGCUCAUUCUUUAUUUGUGCUCAAAUGAGUUUACAAAAUCAUUGACAGAAUGAAUAACAGAAAUUGGUAGCACAUUGUGUCUUCAUAUGACUAUGUCUGUCUUCAUAUGGCUGUAUUUGAAACAACAAGUAGAAUGUCCAAGAGUCUGAGUCGAGUCUGACAGCAUCUAAAUUCUAGCAGUUCCCAAAUCCCAUUACAGACAUAUCACAGAACAUAAAAAUACAGACCUGUCUCUGUACCUGUCUAGCUUCACACAUCUAACAUCGCCAUCAGACUCCUAACAGCAAUCAAAGGCGAAAGCAUAUUUUCGUGCCUCUUGUACAUAUAUUUAAAUUUCAAUAAGAAUGUAAGGGUGGUGGCACAGUGGUUGUGUUGCUUCCUUAUGGCUCCAAGGUUUCACCCUAAACUCAGGCUACUGUCUGUUUGAGUUCUCAAGCAUCACAAAAACAUUCUAACAUUUUAAUUGGCGACUUUAAAUUGCACAGAAAUAUAAAUUUGUGUAUGGUGUCCAACAAUAGACUGGUGAGAAACACACAAAAUGGUUCCUAAAGAUAUAUAAAUGAAUAAGCAAGAUUUUUUUUUCUUGCGCAAAGUGUUCAUUGGUUCUCAUGCUCUGUUAUAUUUGUUCUUGAUUAAUGUGUCCUGUAUUUGUCCUUCUGUGCUGAAAGUAAUCUGUACCGAACGCAAAUGAUGGCAAUAACUGAACUAAUUAAAAGUGGGUCGAAAGAUAGGUAAAAUGUGAUAUUCUUUUUAUUUGAUGGUGUAACAUGAAUGCAGUCAAUCUUACCCUUCUAGCAGGUGCUCGAGCCUUCCCUUAGUUCAUGUGAGGUGUUGGUAUAAUUAAAAAAUUCUUCUUGCCCACAAUUCACUGUCUGAGUAACGAAUGAAAAAUGAUGUUAUGUGUGUUUUGUUCUCUGUUGUACCGAGUAGCCAAGUAACGAGCUAUGCAUUUUAAUACACUGUUCUGAUCAUUAGCAUUUUUUAACGUUCUGCCCUUGUCCAUAUUGAGAGCAAUCACUGCGGCUGUUAACCAGAUCCUCCACUCUCACUGUGACAGCGUUUGUCAUUUCAAGAAGUAAUUUUAUUUUUAUUUUUUUUGCUUGAAGCAGCUCAUGACUGUUCAUGCCUCCCAGCGGAAAUUAAGUAAAGUGUUGCACUUUAGAAAACACUCUGCAUCUGAAAAUCUUUUUUUUUUCUACGUUUUUUUCCCAGUGGCUGCAUCUGUCUCUCUCCUCCCAUUGUCCUCUCACCUCGUCACUUGUCUUUAUCUGUGUGUGACAAAUCUAAGCACUUUUUUCCUUUUUUCCCCCCAACCCUGUCCGUCUCUGUUUUGGUAAAUUUAGACACAAAAGCAGUAAGGGGUCAACGACUGGAAGCUGCCAGUGCUUCUUCUUUCUGCAUUAGAAUAAAGCCGAGGCAUGACUGCCACGUUCUUCUCAGUCCUGGUGCCCAAAUGGAAAAGCUCGAUCUACUCAGUCUGUCUUUGUGCUUUGGAAUGUUAACACUUGGAUGUAAAGAUCUAAAAAAAAAAAAACCUAAAUGAGUAUUCAUAUUUAAAUAAAUAGAUAAUUGCAGUAAAUCCUCAACAUUAUACAAAUAAAAUAUAUUGUAUAUAUACAUGCAUGUAUUUUGGGGAACACCAAAAACAGUGUAUUGUUGCAGCAUAACCUCAAAUGUAUGGUGACUUUCUACUUCGAAAACCUGAAUAAAACUCUGUAUUGAGACGAGAGCAUGGAGUCAUUCCUCAAGCUGUCUUUGAUUACCUCAUGUCUUUACUCACGUCUUCAUAGACAUGUUUGUUUAUUGUUAUAGUAAUUG
Messenger RNA from Clarias gariepinus (North African catfish), 4081 nucleotides. RefSeq names its product BAR/IMD domain containing adaptor protein 2b (gene baiap2b). Gene Ontology annotation, biological process: actin crosslink formation; positive regulation of actin filament polymerization; plasma membrane organization. Bases 125 to 1702 code for a protein of 525 amino acids. Gene Ontology annotation, molecular function: protein binding; cytoskeletal adaptor activity. The record is from RefSeq and is a predicted model, not a curated record. Gene Ontology annotation, cellular component: nucleoplasm; cytosol. NCBI's taxonomy places the organism in Eukaryota, Metazoa, Chordata, Actinopteri, Siluriformes, Clariidae. The transcript has 14 exons.